This is a messenger RNA of Drosophila navojoa, 301 nucleotides long. RefSeq names its product Metallothionein C (gene MtnC). The record is from RefSeq and is a predicted model, not a curated record. Lineage: Eukaryota; Metazoa; Arthropoda; Insecta; Diptera; Drosophilidae. Gene Ontology annotation, molecular function: metal ion binding.
AGUAAAUUCUUAAGGAAGAAAUCCGAAAUACUUUGCAAUACUUUUAACUCUCUUCAACUCGAAAAUGGUUUGCAAGGGCUGUGGCACAAACUGCAAGUGCACCGACGCCAAGUGCGGCGACAACUGCGCGUGCAAUCAGGACUGCAAGUGCGUCUGCAAAACGGGCACCAAGGAGCAGUGCUGCAGCACAAAGACCAAGUAAACAGUCUAAGUAAACGGAUAUUGUUGCAAUUAAGCAGACAUCAAGCACUCAUCUCUGAGUGAAUGCAAACAAAUGGAGCUGCUACGGAAAAAUGUGAAA